AUGUGCUCAUCUUUUAUUGAGGUGCUCCUGUCCAACCAAGAGAAAAUCAGAGCCACCAUUGUAGAGUUCCAGUGCUGGGUACUGUCCAUUUUGAUACUGGUACAAACCAUUCAUGACCAUAAGGAAACAAAUGGAGGCGAGGACAAGGCAGAUUGUGACCAUUGUCUAAUAUGCAUUGACUGCCAAGGCUCCACAAAGGUGAUGACGAUCCGCACCCACGACAAUUGGUGCUCGCUCUACCAACAGAAGAAGCACCAUGCCUCAAAAAAAUGCAACAUCAACUUCCCUGGCCAGCUAGUCUAUCUUUUCGCAAUGGGAUACAGCAUCAAAUACCACAAGAAUGGAAUUAGGCGAUUAUGCAUCAAUUCGGGCAUGUUUCUUGCAGAUCGCACAUGCACCAGGAACCUCCUUCUGGCGUCUAAAGAUGGAAUGUUUUCUUUGUGGAGAACGUCAGUGCCUGAUUUAUACAUACAAGUUCUUGCUGCACCAUAUUGGGGGAAGACAUUCGAAAUGAUACUAGUGCUUCGGCGAAGCAUUGCAGCAGAUCUCUCCCGUCGACACGCUCAAAAUAUAUCGCUCAAUGAUAGAGAGAAUCAUUGUUGGACUGCAGCACCAACACGUUCUCCCGAAGAACCCUUGCUUCCUCCACAGAAGAGGACUCGCGAUGGAGAAACAUGUCCUGCCAACACAACACUUCCGUAUUUUGGGAGAGAGGAUGACUGGGAACUAAAGAUCUGA
Messenger RNA from Desarmillaria tabescens, 738 nucleotides. RefSeq lists its product as uncharacterized. The transcript is spliced from 8 exons. Bases 1 to 738 code for a protein of 245 amino acids. The record is from RefSeq and is a predicted model, not a curated record. Lineage: Eukaryota; Fungi; Basidiomycota; Agaricomycetes; Agaricales; Physalacriaceae.